CACCGCCUCCUCCUCCUCCUCCUCCUCCUCCUCCUCCUCCCAACCGGUUCCAUCUUUCAUGAAGGGAAGUAGCCCUCCGCUCCGCCGCCUGCCGCUGCUCAAACGUGGAGGGAAGGACACGGAGAAGGGACGCACGCAGCUGACUGCGCGGCUCCAUUGUUAGUCCGGUGAAAUUUACGGCUCUGUCGACACAUUUAGUGCAGACAUAUUUAAGGAGGGACUGUUUGUUUCUGCGCGAGUCUUCAAGAAGAGACUCGACCGUUGGAAGGACAUUGAAGUGUGACUGAAACUGGCCAUUCAAGACGAACGUGAGCCCCUGGACCUCGUAAGCAAGAGCAACAUUGUUGGCACUCACACCUUUAGGAGGCAUUAGGGGGCAUGAAACCGGAUGGGGUUACCAUGGAAACCUCGGAGCCUACUGAAGCCGCAGCAGUAGCAGAGCCCUCGUCAUCACAGGAGAACAUAUCGGAGCAAGCCCAAUCACAGCCACAGGAGGCUGCGAACGAUGCACCACCCGGGGCUGCACCAAAGGCCAAUGGCAAGCCGGUGGCAGCAGACCCCAAAGCCAGACCCAAAGCCGGUGCAACUAAAACGCAGGCCAAAUCUGCAGGGUCCUCCGGAUCGAACUCGCGUCCAGGUACUGCCUCUCAUCGCACGGUGAAUGAUGUCAAAUCAAACAAUGUUUCUGUAACUGCAGUCAAGAAAACAACAACCACAAAAUCAGCCACAGCGGGGGCUAUACCUAAAAGACCAACGGGUGCAACAGCAGCUUCCUCGGCGGUCAAGAACCUAACGCGAGUGCCUGACAAGAAGGCUGUUGGAACGACCAGGACUACCUCUGUUGCUGCUGCCACAGCAACAAAUGGUACCAGACCAACAACAGUGAAUGGCGCUGCUAAGAAGAGACCAGGGGCUGAGACUGUUAAUGCAGCAAGACCCAAAACCACAGCUACUACCAGCCGUCCAGUGGCGUCCACUGCUCCAAAACCCAGCUCUUCUACCAUGACAAAAGCUGGUGCUGCUGCGGUUUCAAAGACCACCAGGCCUGCUACAGCUCCUUCAACAUCUCGACCUGCAACCACGACAUCCAGGCCUGCAACAGCUACGGCCAAGCCCUCCACAACCGCAGCUGCCAAAACAGCUGCUUCUAGAGUUGCCACAGCAUCCUCUACUGGCAGGACCACAGCAACACAGCCUCUUAAAUCUGCUGCUGCUGUUAAGAAAGCAGAUGUGAGUCGACCACCUUCUGCUGCAGUGGCUAAGAAACCUACAACAGCUACAACAUCCGUAACGACCAGAAAACCUGAACCGUCUAAACCUACAGGCACCGCAAAGACCAACUCUUCCUCCAAAUGGUCCACAACAGCGAAGACAGCAGACCCCAAGGUGACACAGUCCAAAACUCAACCACCAGGGAAACCCACUAACACAAAGAAACCUGUAGCUGCUGUUCGGUUCCUUGCCUCGAACAAACAGCCACUUAGCCGAACCCCACCUGCCUCUCCAGCCAGCAAACCUGCAAACAGCACCACCCCUCAGGCAAAACGUGGUACCAAACCCACUCAGGCUGUCUCACCUUUCACUACGACCAAAAAGACAGGGGCUACAAAUGCAACUGCACAUACUGCUGCUGGUGCAGCGGUAGCAGCUGCCACAGCAGCAACUGUGUUAGCAGCUACAGAGUCCAUACCACAUGGAUCAUCCCUUGCUGCCUCUACAACAGAGGAGGUCUCUCCCCCAGUCUUUGCCCAGGAUAUCACACCGGAUGUGGUACCUCAAGAGACUGCUCAAAGCCAUGCAGCUGCCUCCUCUCCUCCACAAAGCCCUGUCAGGACAUCCUUCCCACAAACAUCUCCAAUGCACGAGCAGCCGGAAAGCACUGCUCCCAUCCUAACAAUGCAGGACCAGACGCCUGUCCCAGCUCAAACUGCAUUACCACUGGUGGCCUCCCCUGCUGAUGUAAAUGAAGAGCCUGUUUACCUGUUAACUGAACAAAUCCCCUCUACAUCUAAAGUGUUGGAAGCAGCAGCGAAUGCCAUCCCUCAGAUGGUUCCUACCACCAAUUUAAAUGAGGAGGAAGAUGAAGAGGAGAGAGAGGGUAGCCAGUUGGUAUCGGUGUCCGAAAUGAGCGGAACCACACAGCCCACAGAGGAGUCUCGUCCUGGGUCUGCUGGACUUGUAGGAGGGUCUGCUUGGAGGGCUGGUGGAGCCUUGUUUUCUGAGCUGGACUCUGAGGAAGUAAGCGGCAGCCAGCAGGGUGCAUCUGAACUGAGCGCUCCCGGUGUCUUAGAGGGCACAGAGAGCAUGGACGAUCUGGGAGAUGGCAGUCUGAAAGGAGCCAUCGACAUAGAAGGAGCCUCAGCAGGUUCCCCGGACUUUGAGAAGGUUCCCGACAUACCGGUUAAUGAUUUUGAUGAGGAUGAAGAUGAAGAUGAUGACGAUGAUCGGGUCUGUGACAUGGAUGUUGGCUCCGAGCGGACAGAUGAGCCGCAGAGACUCAGGCACGACAACGAUGUGGACGAUGAGGAAGAUGAAGAUGUGGAGAUGGCGAGUGAGGGGGUGACGGAGAGUGGGCUGGAAAGCUAUGGGAACGCAGACGAGGAUGACUUUGCUGAGGAUGAAAGGCUUGACAACUUGAACCGAGUGGUCCAGCCGCCACCUCCCCCUCCUCUGCUGCCAUCUGCCCCUGCUGCUCAGUGGGACCAACCAAACCCCUUCUGUGAUCCCUGGGCAGAACCUCUGCAGCCACAGCAGGUUGAUAUGCCCAUACAGGAGGCAGGAGCGGCUGCAGCAAGCCCUGUGGCAGACCCCUGGCAAGCAGACUCGGAGACCCCUACACAGACUCCAGCCCAAGCCUGGCUAGAGCUCGGCUCUGGGGCAUUUGCUCCUGAAAACCAAGAAGUUCCCCAUCAUUCUAAUGUCAAACAUGAAGACCAAAUGUACAUGGAUCAGUCCAACACAGUCCCAAUGCAGACCCUGGCCCCAGCUCCCCUCUCUGCCCCUGGAAUGUCUCUGUCAAGCACUCUGAGCAGUGAGACCAGCACACCAGAGGACCUCGGCGACUACAAUCGAGAUGGGAAGUUCCAGCUUCAAGCCACUGUGCUUUCCCCACAGCCUGACCUGGACUACCAGGACCUUGGCAUUCACUUGGAGAGAGGAGAUGCAGAGGGGGAGGAGGAGGAGGCCGAGGCAGAGGCAGAGACCCUGCCAGCUGAUGAAGUUCUGGGGGGACCUGCAACUGCCCCCACUUCCAACCCCUCAUCCUCAACUUCCGUAACGGAGGACGAGGCCAGCGACACAGAGGGAGAAGCUCAGUUGGAUGAUUCCUUGGAGGCUCCAGCGAUCAGCCACAUAACCUUCGACAGCCAGCCUGCAGCCCAGCGCCUCCUGUCCACUGUGGAAGAGGGAGAGGAGGCUGACAUGGAGGAGCUGCAUGGCGUUGCUGGUGAAGACACCACCCCACCUUCAGCGACAUCAUUGGCAUCUUAUGGCUUUGACACCAUGACCACUGCUUCAAACUCCAACGCCCAGUCCACGGGGGAGAGCUGCAUCAAAAGCCCUGGCAUUUUUUCCCUGGAGGAGCUUCCUGAAGAGGCCAAGGAGCCAUGUCUGAUCACGCAGCCUCAUACCCAGCCAUGCCUCGCAGAGCAGCAGUACAUCGACUGUGGGAAGCAGGAAGAAGAGAACGUCAGGGAGGAAGUGCUUGGGCCAGACGAAGCCUUGGAUCCUUCGUCAACUCCCAGCCCUUUCCAGCAAACGGAGGAAAACCCUGAUGACAUCCAGCCUCCCUACUAUUCUGCUAUCUGUGAAAAGACUGAGAACUCUUUUGCAGGUAAUGUAUAGUUCAUCAUCUCCCUAACAGCCCAAGUAAUGUCCCCAUAACUCCCUGUGGCCCUGUACCAGCCUCCCCACAAUAUCUCACUGUUGUUGUCGUCAAUGUUUGUCCUGAAAUCUCUGGGGGUGGACACAAUCAAAGUAAAACAAACAAAAAAAAUAACAGAGAGCAAAAAAAGGGAAGAAAUCAAAAAAAGAGGACAGCAGUGGCACUUCCCUCUGAUAUAACAUUUCCAUGAAUAUAUGGCUUAAAUUCCUGUAUGUGCAAUAGCUACUACUAUUUACAGCUAAUGUGUGAGCGUGCCUGGGUUUUUGGUUUCUGCUUUAUUUAACAAAGAAUUAUGUGGUUGCCCUGAACUGGCGUGGAUUUGACGUGUCUGUUUACAGCUCAUUUAAAAAGGGAAAAAUUAAAAAAUGAAGCCUAACUAAAAGAAAUGUGGAAUGAACUGUUUAACAUGUUCUGAUGUGUAUUUAUCCAAAUACUUUUUACUGAACAAAGCUGAUAACCCAAAAUUAAUUUUGACUGUAUAUUCCUGUUUGAUUUUCACUCUCCAACCUUACCAUACAGGCAAUCUUCCUUAUCCCCAAUCACGCCUCAUCUCCUCUUGCACUUUAAAUUGUAACCCAGCUUUUCUUUUCUUGUGUUUAUCUCUCUUUUGGAGUAAUGAACCUUAAAACUUUAAAUAAAGAUUAGAUUUUUACCAUGA
Messenger RNA from Acanthopagrus latus (yellowfin seabream), 4541 nucleotides. RefSeq names its product mucin-5AC (gene prr36a). NCBI's taxonomy places the organism in Eukaryota, Metazoa, Chordata, Actinopteri, Spariformes, Sparidae. The transcript has 5 exons. Bases 379 to 3843 code for a protein of 1154 amino acids. The record is from RefSeq and is a predicted model, not a curated record.